This is a messenger RNA of Mya arenaria, 6507 nucleotides long. RefSeq names its product protein Hikeshi-like. Gene Ontology annotation, molecular function: nuclear import signal receptor activity; Hsp70 protein binding. The coding region runs from base 130 to 720 and encodes 196 amino acids. Gene Ontology annotation, cellular component: cytosol; nucleus. Lineage: Eukaryota; Metazoa; Mollusca; Bivalvia; Myida; Myidae. The transcript is spliced from 4 exons. The record is from RefSeq and is a predicted model, not a curated record. Gene Ontology annotation, biological process: protein import into nucleus.
UUUGCUGAAGCGUCUGGGGGAAAACCAUCCAAAAAACAAUUGUUCUCUAUAUUUUAAAACCUAUUAUUGAUGAUAGCACAUAACGCUAACAUAUUUUGCAUUUAAGAAACAUAGUCUAUCUCUGAUAAAAUGUUUGGCAUAAUCGUUUCAGGACGACUGGUGCAGACCAACGAAGAGCCAGUGAGUGAAAACAAGGUGAUUUUCAACAUCCCAGAUGCAGACAACAUAAAUCACAUCGUUGUGUUCAUGACUGGGCAGAUUCCAUUUCCUGAUGGUUUUGGUGGGGCAGUGUACUUCUCAUGGCCAAGUCCAGCUGGGCAGACAUGGAUUUUACUAGGCCAUAUCACCAACAACAAACCAAGUGCAAUUUUCAAGAUAACAAAUCUUAAACAUUCUGAUGCAACCAGCAGCAACCAUCCAUUUGGCCAGAUGACAGCCCAGACCCACCUGGCCCAGAUUGGCAUCUCGGUAGAGCCUGAGUCCCAGCUUGCCCAGCAGACACCUGCAUCAAUAGCCAGUACAUCUGCUGUAGAACCUUUCGUAGAGUUUUCCAAGAAAAUGUGCGAAAAUGUCUACAACUUCAUGUCCUCCUUUGCUUUAACUCAGCCCCAGAUGACCCCUAAUCCCACAGAGACAUUUGUUCCACUGAGUAAGCUUUCUCAGUGGUAUGAAAACUUCCAACGAAGACUUGAACAGAAUCCAUAUUUCUGGAGGUCAUGACAUUGUGCAUGCUAUUGUGUUUACAGAAAGGCUCACUGUUGUGAAUAUGCAAUAUUUUUAAAUGAUGUCAGAAUUUUUUUUAUCAGUUUUCAUUGCCCUGUCAUUUGUUUGACGAAAUAUGAGAUCGCCCAUUUUGGGUGAUGUUUGGCAUUGGACCCAGAAAUGAUCUUGUUUGUGUUCAGACAUAGCAAUGCUUAUAAACCUAAUAAUCACAAAACUUGGCAACAAUGUUUUAACAAUGUUCACGAUUAAAGUGCUGUGAAUGAGAUUGAAAACCAUUUAAAUAACUGUAGUCUGUAGUAAUUUUAGAGUUAUGGUCCUUUAAUUUUGGAAAUUGGACCUAAUUGAAUAAAUGUCCACUCCUCAACUUAAGGGACAGAGUAUUUUGUAAACAAAUUUGAUACAAUCCUUAUAUGCAUUAUAAUCAAAUUUUUUUGAUAACCAGCCAAGUUACUUUAGUCUCUCUGGAGUUAUGGUCCUUGAAUUUUCAAAAUUGAACGAAAUUCAUCUGCUUCAGCAAAAUGAAGCUCGUUGUCUUUAAUUUGAAACAAUUUAUUUGGACAUAAAAUCUCAAUGAAUUUGAUAACCAUAAAGCUGCACUCUCACAGAUUGAACGUUUUGACAAUUGUUUUUAUUUUUUUCUUGGAACGAGCCAUUUUUUAGCAAAAAUCCAUGGAAACAAGUGAUACAAGAGUGCUGACAAAAAAAAUGAAUCGCAAAUUUUUAUAUUGCAGUUCAAAAAUUAAUGUUUUAUGCAAUUUUCUUAAACCGUAUGUAACGAUUAAAGCCAUUAAACAUUACUUUUUGAACGGAAAUAGGCAAAUCUGCGUCUGAUCUUUUAUCAGCAAUCUUUUAUCAUUGGUUUGCAGAUGUUUAUGCAAAAAUUUACCCUUUCCAAGACAAAAAAAAUAAAAAAAGUUGUAAAAACGGUAAAUCUGUGAGAGUGCAGCUUUAAGGUAUUUUUGUCUUUUUGGAGUCAUGGUCCUUGACUUUUAAAUUUUUGAAUUCACUGCUCAUUUACAUAAACAGUAUUUAGCUUUUGGUAUUAUUCAUAAUGUCUGAAAUUAGUUCAAUAUCAAGCAAAGUUAUUCAAACUUUAUAAUGAUUAUCCUAGAUUCGCAUGCUUUGGACUUUUGAACCUUUUGUUGCCAAAUAUUUGCAAAAUGUCUAAUAGUUGCCAAUAUUGGUUUACUAUCUGUAUGGGCAUAAUAUCGAGACUGAGUGGGAUCCCACUCCAAUGGCUUUAGAUAUUUGGAGUUAUCUCCCAUGAAUUGUCUGUAACUGCUUACCACAUACUGACAACUCUUUUGACAGGCGUUGACAAUUCCUUUUAAUGGCACUCUUGUUCUUGUAUGUAACUUUAUAUAUUAUUGUUUUCAAUUAAACUGUAUUGUAAGCCAAGGGUUGCUGUCCCCCAGCUACAUGUAGCUUAUUUGAUCCUCAGAUUCUGUGAAUUUUGAAUGUAGAAAUAUAAAUUGUAUUGUAAAAGAUUUUUAUAUACAUGUAUGCUUAUGUUCCUUUUAUUACACAACAGUGGUCGAAAUUAGCACAAGCCCGCAAGCCCUGCACUGAUAAAAUGACACCUGGGCUUGCUCAAAUUCUGAAUUUUAUAUAGCAGGGCUUGUUCAAAAAUAUGAUUCUAUGCAAUAGUAUAAGAAUUCGGGCUUGUUCAUCCAAAAGUCUAAUUUCAAUGACUGACACAAGCAUUUUUUUAGUAAUCUGGUUGUUGCAUUUUCCUGCAAUCGUUAUGUUGUGGUCUUUUUUUUUUGUAAUAAAGGAAAGGAGAGAUUUGUAAAUGUUGUAAAUGAUAAAUGAAAGAAAAAGAGAAAGAACUUACAAAUAUCUUCCACUCUGUCUGUGACCUUCACUGGAAAGAGGUGACAAUCAGUUACGUUAUCAGCAGCUACAUAGAGUGGAUUAUCAAGAAAAACCCACACAUUACACAUACAUGCACUGGUAGCCAUGAAACAUAAAUGUCACAUUUAUUAAACAGUGGAAAUAGGACUAAAUAAAUUCAUAUCACCACAGCUCCACUGUACUAUUCAGGGAUGCAGCUGGACUAAUCAUGAUAAUUGUUCUGUAAUCAUGAAAUAGGAAAUUCUUUGUUGUAAUUUUCGUAGAUUUGUAUUCAACUUAAAUCAGGUUUCAAAAAUGAGAUCUUAUAUACCUUGCUUUGUAGUAUCUGUUUCAGAGCUAUUUGUAUGAAUUAUUAAAAUUGACCCAGUACCUGUUUGCUUUAUAGAUUGUUUCCCAACAAUAUGGAUCUAUUAAUGACAAAUGUUGUACAUUUUUAACAAAUUGAUUGUGAAUGAUAAAUUGUUCAACAAUUGUGAAUAAAAAAGAAAAGAAAAUGGUAUAUUUGUUUUAAAACUUGUUACAUGUAUACUUGAAAUUUCAAAGAAAAAGAAGAAACUUCUUUUGUAAAGAGUGGAAAAGAAAAUGAAAUGAAGUGGAACUUUUUUGAACGAUCCACUGUUUCUUUAGCUAUAUUUCACUGCAAUAUCUGUGUUUGGUGCAUUUUGCUCAAUUGUUAUAAGUGUUGGUACAUAUACAAUUUCAUAAAGGCAAUUCAUUUUCUUGUGUAUAAUGUUUGCAGAUACAAUGUUAUGUUAUGUUAAAGUGUUAGGUAAGGUAUUCUCUGUGCAAAAGCAAUGUUAAUUAUUGUGUUUAGAUGUUUUACUAAUUAGUAUUUUGAGGUAAGUCUCCAUUCAAGUGUUCUUGAAGAGUAUUCAGAUUAAUUUCUUUUGUUCUUGAAGAGUAUUGUGUAGGAUUAAUGUAAGUAUUUCUCCAGUGUUAACGUAUUAUAUUAUAUAAUUAUAUCUUAAUUAACACUAAGCUGAUAGCAAUAAACUACGCCUACUUUGUCAUGUGACCCCUUUCUUAGGUUGGGUCCUUCGCCAAAUAUGAAAAGCAGACGAUAAGAAUAUAUACAGAAGUUAUACUUGGAAAUUAGAUAAAUAUAGCAUGGAAUGUGGUAAAAAAUUAAAACAAGCAUAACAUUAAAUUGUGGUUGAUUAGUUUUCCUUUUUUCCUUUAGGGAAUUUAACAAAAAAAGUUGACGUGUUUAGAAAAAAAUGUCAAAACUCUAUGGGUUUUGCUGUAGUUAUUUUCUCCAUAAAUACUCACUUCUUUUUUACAAGUUUAAUGAAUUAUAUAAUAACCUUUUUGUUUCUUUGCUAUGUGUUAAUAUACAAUUAAUUUAAUGCUUAUAUCAAGCAACAAAUGUGUUUCAAGUGGUCAUAGUCAUAAUCAAUAUGCGUUUUAUUCUUUGACUUGUGUCAUUCACAUAAUGAAAAAAUCUGAUUUUUUAUCUAUACAAAUAUUUUAUUUGUAACCUUUAGUUAUAUGUGCUUUAAGAUAUCUAAACUAAAUGAUUUAACAUUUUUCAUUCAUUUUUUUGUUAACUGAGAUGUCUUUAUCCCUAAAAUUAUUUCUAAACAAACUCAAAAUAAAUGAAUAUGCCUUAGAUUUAACAUGGAAUGCAAAAGAUUGAGACAAUUUUCGAAAUAUAAAUAAAUCACGGCAUAUCGUCACUUUUAUACUCUCAUAUUGUUUCCUAGCACUUUAUGUAGUAAUGACAUGUCCUAUUUUAAGAACAACAUAUUUUAUAUGUCAAGUAUGUAUGGUUAACAUAAAUGAUUAGAAACUCUUGAUGGUUACUAAAGGUCACUUUUGAUUUAAACGAAUACUAAAAAUGCAUAAAUACAGCAUCAUGUCAGAAUUAAGGCUUUUCUUAUUUGUCUAAGCUCUCCCUCAGUAAUGACAAACACAUUUUGUAGUUUUAUGCGAGUGUUUAACUUGGUUUAUCAGAAUGAAAUCAAAAUAUAUAUAUAUAGAAAACAGCGUAUUACACUACUGUUGAUAAGUGCAGAUUGUCGGAGGUCAUGGUGGAUAGCAACAUGCAACUGAUAAGCCUGCCUUAUCUUGAGGCUCUUUGUUAGUUGUCAUGUCAAUUGCUUUGACUGAGUUACUUCUUUUAUGUGGUUAUAUUUAUUAGCUGAAAUCCACUAUAUUUUUACUGUGCAGAAAUGAGUUUCGUUGAAAAGGCAUGUGUUACAGAAUCUGAUUGUACUGAUUACCUCCGUUUUUAUUGCAAUUAUAUGUAAUAAUGAAAUCUCAUCCUGAGAUAACGAGUUCUCUGUUGGGUGUAAUUAUAUACUCAGUCAUUAAGGGGCUCCAUUUUCUUUACCUGAUCAGAUGUAGCAGUCAGGAUCAUAAUAUACCAACUGACACCAUUAGCCUUUGAUCAAGUAGAUGGGUCAUUGGCAUGAUGGGGAUAUGGGAAAUUGCUCCAGCAGUGGUGAUGAAUUUAUUUUGUAUAUUGUGUCCUACCUGGGCAAAGUUAUAUGUUGAUCUGAGGGUUACCCAGUAUAUUAUGAAUUGGUUUUUCUCUUACUGUUAUUAUAUGAAUUGAGUCACUUAAGCAUGUCUUAUAAUGCAUGGUGUUAUACAUAUUUUCAAUUUAUUAGAAUAGACAAUUUGAAAAUAUAAUUUGCUAAGGCUUGUCCAUGCGUAAUAAAAGAACAAAAUAAUUUUAUGUUUUGCAAUCAAGUUAUUUUGAUACACAUGUAAAUGCGCAUAACUUGCCUCAAGGUCAAUGUUUAGUACGUAAUUUGUUCUGUAGAUUAGCCCUGCUGCAAAUGUUUUGACAUUGAAGUAAAGGUCAUUGACAAUGACACAAUGAAUCAAAUUUGUAGUUCAUAUGUUAUAUAGCACUUUAUCAUUUGGAAUCUUUAAAUAUUUAAGAUGCUUGGAAUGUGAAAAAAAAAUAUGUUAAGGUCAUAAUUAACUCUGUUUGAAAAUUAUUGAUACCCAUACAACAUCUGCCAAGACGUACAUAGUGUAAAUGUUAAUGUGUUGUCGGUCUUGAUUGAGAGAACUACUUGCUACAAUAACUAGAGAGACAAUCCUUGCUAUGGAAGAGCAUCAGCUCGUAACAUUUCUACAGUACUCUUUGCAAAUGCACCUCGCAUGUAGCAAACUGUUAUGUACCUAUUAAACUGAACUGUGCCAUGCUUUUUGUGUUUUUAUCAUUUAUCUUAGUGAUAACUAAAAAACAUCAACAUUGGUAUAAAACCAGUGCAUUGUUACAACCACUGCAGAUCAAUGUGGUGCAUUUGGAUUUUGCCUUGAAUGAGUUGAUUGUCCUUUCUUUAAAGCUGCACUCUUACAGAUUUACCAUUUUGACAACUUUUGUAAUGUUUUGUCUUGGAAUGAGCUGAUUUUUGCAUAAAUAUCUGCAAACCAGUGAUAUAAGACUGUUGACAAAUGACCAGAUUGCAGAUUUUCAUGUUUCCGUUUGAAAAUUAAUGUUUUAUGGCUUAAAGCGUUACUAACAGUUUAAGAAAAAUGCAUACAACUUCAACUUUUCUGCAUCUGAUUUUUUGUCAGCAGUCUUAUAUCACUGGUUCCCAUGCAUUUUCGCAUAAAUUGACUUGUUCCAUAACAAAAAAUUAAAAAAGUUGUUAAUCUUUUCAAUAUAUUCUACUGUAUUUGUAGGACUGUUUUAAAUACAUGCAAGUGGAAAGGGAUACAAUAUUUCAUGGUUUCUGGCUCAAAAUUCAUAUGAUCUUACUUAAAAAAUUAACAUUUGCCUGGAAAAUAUUAGCCUGUGCCUUUGAACUGAUUGGCAUCGUUUGUUUAUCAUUCAGAGUGUUAACAUUAAAUAUUGGAGGGCUGUUGUUUUACGCCUAGAUUAUUACAGAACAUACCCAUGUGUUAAUGUAAUUUUUUGAGAGCUAUCAUAUGAACUGUUGAUAUUUUAAGCAAUAAACGCAUUGUCUGCCA